AUGAAAAAUUAGAGAAUAUCAAAAAAAUUGAACAAUUGCGAAAUUGCCAUUAAUAGAAUCAAAUCCAAGUUUAGAAUGAGCACCAUUUUAAUAAUUUAUUCUUUUUUCAUACUUGCUUUUACUUUUGCAAAUCUUGCUAUAUGUUUACAUAUGUAAAUCACUCUGACAAGUAAUCAAAUUGAAGAAAUCUCUAAUUAGUAAUUAAAAUUACAAAAUUCCAAGUGAAUUUCAUAUUUUAAUAUAGAGCUUUAAAUAUUCAAUCAUAAGAGACAACUCAUUUAUUUCAAAUAGCUUUUCAAAUGGCAAUUUCAAAAAUGGAAAAAUUAACCACUCUUAACUUAAUAACAUCUAUUUAAGGAGUGGAUACAGUAAAAAACAUAUCAUCUUGUCAUGUGGCUUAAUAAUUUGAUGAUUCAAUUUAAUAAGUUACUCUAUGUCUCUCAAAUUCAGCAACUUAAGAAUAAUAAACUAAUUAUAGUAAACAAUUUAUUUCAUUCCUCAAUGUUUUUGAAAGUCUAUAGUAAAUUUUUGACUUUCCUAUAAUUUCCAAAUAAUUAUAUUUAGUUUCUCCUUAUGAUCACUUCUUAACUGCUUAUUAUCCAAUAAAAUUAAAAAAUGAAACAAAAGAAUUAGUUUAAUAUGACUGGUUUAUUAAUUAUACAACUGAAAUUUAGUAAAGUUAAAAUCCAUCCUUUUUUAAGCUUAUUCCUUAUGUAAAGUUAUAAAAUUAUGAAUAUUUAUUUGCAGCAUUAACUAUAUUAAUGAUUGAUAAAAAUCAUUAAAUCAAUGGAAUUGGAGUGUAGAUUAUAAACUUUCCAUUACUUUCUCGUAUCCUAUUUAUUGAGAAUUUAAAUAUUAUUCUAGUCUAUGAAGAUGGUAAAAUUAUGUACACAUAAAGUUAUAUUAAUAAUGGUUUAGAAAAAGAAAUAAGAUAUAUUUUUAAUGAAACUGUCAGUGGUUUUAAUUAUUCUGAUUGGGAAUUGAUAAAAUAUUCACUCAAUUUAAAUUACUCUAUUUAAAUAUAUAAUAGAUUAUUAAAUUAAAAUGUUUAUAUUAAAGCUAAGUAAAUUCCAGAUACUCCUUUAAUAUCAUUGAUGUAUUAUUUUUAAUUUCUAUUUAGAUUAACUAAUAUAACAUAUGAAAAUGAAAUGUAAAAGCUACUACAUGAAUAGAUAGACUCAAUAUAAAAUUGGUAAUUAACAUUAAUAUCUUAUUCUACACUUGCAAGCAUUUUAAUAAUUUUAUUAAGUUUAAUACCUUUAAGAUCUUUAUUUAAACCAACUUAAGUUGUAAUAGAAAUGAUGAUUAAAUAUUUAUUGGGAAAAUUCGAUUAUAAAUUGAAAGAUCAAGUUAUCAGAGAGAAUGAAAUAUAAGAAAUGAAUAAUGUUAUUAAUUAAUUUUACUAAGCCUAUUAAAGGGUAGAUAUUACAUUAAAUUAAUCACAAUACGUUAAAAAUGAGCAUUGUAUGUUAAUUGAAAAAUUUUUUUAUUAAUAGAAUAUAGGUACUAUGUUAAAUCUUUCAUUUGAAAAUCUGAAAAAUAAUAAUGAAUAAAUUAGUCUAUCUGAAUUUUAACAAUUUAUAGCCAUAUCAAAUUUUGUUGUUGGUUGA
Messenger RNA from Paramecium pentaurelia, 1610 nucleotides. Lineage: Eukaryota; Ciliophora; Oligohymenophorea; Peniculida; Parameciidae. The record is from the annotation of a GenBank genome assembly.